UUUGGUGCAUGUAAACACGCGCAAAGGACUCCGACUUCAGACCGACUUUCAGCGAACUUUACGCGUCUCUGUAUUUUCUCGCUUUCGGACCGGGGUGUUUUGAGGAGGCGGAAGGGUUCGGCUACAUGCUGCCGAGUCUCAUGAUGGGACCGGGCAGCUGUCAUCUGCCGCGAGGAUGAGCCACAGAAGCAGCCCGGCGCGGGCGUACGACUUUCUGCUCAAGUUCCUGCUGGUGGGGGACAGCGACGUCGGGAAGGGCGAGAUCCUGGCGAGCCUGCAGGACGGAGCCACCGAGUCCCCGUACGGAUACAACAUGGGAAUCGACUAUAAGACGACCACCAUCCUUCUGGACGGGAGGAGAGUCAAGCUGCAGCUCUGGGACACGUCUGGUCAGGGACGGUUCUGCACCAUCUUCAGAUCGUACUCCAGAGGAGCGCAGGGAGUUAUUCUGGUGUACGACAUCACCAACCGCUGGUCCUUUGACGGGAUCGACAGGUGGAUCAAAGAGAUCGACGAGCAUGCCCCGGGAGUGCCCAAGAUCCUCGUCGGGAACCGCCUCCACCUGGCCUACAAGCGGCAGGUGACCACGGAGCAGGCGCAGGUGUAUGCGGAGAAGCUGGGUGUCACUUUCUUCGAGGUCAGCCCGCUGUGCAACUUCAACAUUACCGAGUCGUUCACUGAACUCGCUCGCUCCAUCGUGCUGAUGAGACACGGCAUGGAGCGGCUGUGGAGGCCAAACAAAGUGUUGAGUCUGCAGGACUUGUGCUGUCGCUCCAUCGUCUCCUGCACUCCGGUCCACCUGGUGGACAAACUCCCCCUCCCUCUGGCUCUCAAGUCUCACCUUAAGUCUUUCUCCAUGGCCAACGGCCUCAACGCCCGCAUGAUGCACGGACGCUCCUACUCUGUCACCGCCAACGCCCACCACGGAGCCACCAAGAGGACAGGAGGCACACUGCUGAAAAAACCCAAACUGAUCCGGCCGCCGCCGCUCAGCCCGUCUGCACAGAGCUGCAGGAACAGCUGCAAGAUAUCCUAACCGCUGCACCUGAACGCACCGUCACCUGUGACACCCUGCUACUUCCUAAAACCUGUCACAGAGCAGCAGAAAAGGACUUACGAUUGGAUUACAUGAUGAUGUACAUGAUGCA
Messenger RNA from Plectropomus leopardus (leopard coralgrouper), 1148 nucleotides. It is a transcript of the gene rab40b, whose product is annotated as RAB40B, member RAS oncogene family. Gene Ontology annotation, biological process: intracellular signal transduction. NCBI's taxonomy places the organism in Eukaryota, Metazoa, Chordata, Actinopteri, Perciformes, Serranidae. The record is from RefSeq and is a predicted model, not a curated record. Gene Ontology annotation, molecular function: GTP binding; GTPase activity.